Molecule: messenger RNA, 1062 nt
Organism: Diaporthe batatas
Lineage: Eukaryota; Fungi; Ascomycota; Sordariomycetes; Diaporthales; Diaporthaceae
Product: ubiquinone biosynthesis protein COQ4
Exons: 2
Coding region: 90-980 (296 amino acids)
Biological process (GO): ubiquinone biosynthetic process
Cellular component (GO): mitochondrial inner membrane; mitochondrion
Source: RefSeq, a predicted model, not a curated record
CGGCCGCCUGCUUCCGCCUGCGCCGAACUUGCACCCGCACAACGCACAACGCACAACAUGGUCGCCCAGUGGCCAGCCAUAAGACCAGCAUGAGGUUGACAGUUCCGAGGGCAUCGACCCUCUGCCGGGGCAGCCAAGGUGCCUGCAAGGCCGCCACUGUCGGCGUCGCGACGCGCAGCCCUCAGCGAUCCUUUUCCGUCCUCAACAGGCCCCCGCCAAACUACCCGGGCCACGUGCCACUGACACAUGUCGAGCGCGCAGGGCUGGCGAUUGGCUCCGGAAUCAUGUCGCUGGUGAACCCGUACCGUGGAGACCUCAUCGCCGCCUUCGCCGAGGCCACCUCCACGCCCUACUUCAUCCCGCGCCUCCGCGACGCCAUGCUGCGCUCCCCGACGGGGCGCCGCAUGCUGCGCGACCGCCCGCGGCUGACGUCUGCGUCGUUGGACCUCCCUCGCCUGCGCUCGCUGCCGGCCAACACAGUAGGGCGGACGUACGUGGGGUGGCUGGACCGCGAGGGCGUGACGCCGGACUCGCGGUCUGCGGUGCGGUACAUCGACGACGAGGAGUGCGCAUACGUCAUGCAGCGCUACCGCGAGUGCCACGACUUCUACCACGCGCUGACGGGGCUGCCCAUCGUGCGCGAGGGCGAGGUCGCGCUCAAGGCCUUCGAGUGGGCCAACACGGGCCUGCCCAUGACGGGGCUCAGCAUGUUCGCCGCCCUCACGCUCAAGAGGAGCGAGAGGCGCCGCUUUGCGUCCGUCUACCUGCCCUGGGCGCUGCGCAACGGAUGGCGCGCAGAGGAGGUCAUCAAUGUCUACUGGGAGGAGGAGCUCGAGAGCGACGUCGACGGGCUGAGGGCCCGGCUGGGCGUCGAGCAGCCGCCUGACCUCAGGGCCAUCCGGAAGAGGGAGAGGGAGGAGAAGAAGCGGCUCAAGGAGCUGAGGGCGGCUGGGGAGGGGGAGCCAGUGCUCAGUGUAUAGCACCGUAGAUGCGGGCACCAUCACAUCAUCCUCACUGAACCAAUCAAUACCGCACCCGGGAACCAACACCGGGGAACCAACA